CUGGGCCAAAAGGGCCAUAAUAUUUCGGGCAAGGAUCGUUUCACCCAUCUGCAGGGCCAUCUGGGCCUGGGGCGAACGAUUUCUUCCAAUCCUGACGGUCGACUGCUGCGUUUUGAUAGCGGCAGGAGACAUCGUCUAGGUUUUGGUUCGGCAAAAUCAAUUCCACACCCAACUGUCGCGUCUUCGGGCAUCCUUGCCGCCGCCAUGGCUAACCGGGGCGGAGCGGGGAAUAAUCGUGGCCGAGGUCUGCCCUCUGGAGGGCGUGGUGGCGGUCGGUGGGACGGCGGUCCCAAUCCCAGCCGUCCUCACUUCGAGCAAGGGGGACCAAGCGGCACGCAUGAGCACGAUGGGGACGGUGAUCGGCAAGCUAACGCCAACGUGUAUGGUGAUGGCGUUUUCAGGGCAGGUGAUAUUCGUCCCAAUAGCUUUGGGGGUGGAAACAGGAACCCUGGUUUCCGUCCAAACUUUGGCGCUGGUGAUGGCCGGCGCAGUUUUGGAGGUAACAAUGGGGGUUACAAUAAUCGGAGGUUUUCAAACAGUAACUAUGGUGGAAGGUAUGAGUCCAACCGAAAUUCUUUCAAUGGUGGCGGUUUAUCCGCUAGGGAGCAAAUGCUAGUUAAAGAAACAGCGGAGGCUUUGGCUAGACAGUUUGUUGAUCGUCCAACUCAGCGAGAUUCACUUAAUUCAUCUAGGAAUUCCUCUCAGCCAACAGAUCAAAACAUUAGGGAAGUUGUUCAGCCUAGUCUUAAUACUGCUGCUAGACAAUCUUAUGUGCCCAAGGUUGUUUCACAGUCAGCGCAGGUUCCGAGUGCUUCGAACAUUCAGCAAGAUCAGGUUAUGGAGCAAAGUCCUCUUGAUGCUUCUAAUAUACAUGCAGAGUUUGAUGAUCAGGGUAGGAGUGUGACCUCGGAUGGUGGCUCUGAUGCCGGUGGUGCUUCACAAGCAACAAAGAAGAAGGGAGGUCCGACGUGCUAUCGGUGUAAAAAACCCGGACAUUGUGUGAAUGAUUGCUCUGUAGUUCUUUGUGACUGUUGUCAGAGAUCAGGUCAUGCCACUGUUGAUUGUCCCAUAUUGAAAGCACCGAGACCAAGAAUUGCUAUGUACGGUCUAGGUCAUCCGGAUUUAUCAUUUUGGGAACUUCCUCUUUCAGACUCGGUAAGACCUUGUGUUGAAAACACUAGAUUGGGCCGAGUAAAAAUUACUGGAGGAUCUCUCUCUGUCGAUGAAAUUGUAACACAACUGAGAUGGAUAGUGGAUGUUGAUGAACAGUACCAAUGGGAGGUGCAGAUGGUGGAGGAGAAUAUCUUUCGAGUUAAUUUUCCGAGCAAGCAUGAUUUAGUGAGAGUGCAGCGUUUUGGCCGUUUCCAGGUACCAGGCACUCCUAUUCAUAUGCACUUUGACUUCUGGACAGUAGAUGUUCAGCCAGCUUGGACACCUGAGGACGUGUGGGUUCGUGUGUAUGAGCUGCCUCCUGUGGCACUAAAUGAUUUUUUGGCAAUGUGGACUAUAGGUGAUGUUUUUGGGAAAACGAAGGAUUUGGAUAUUGUCUUCACAAGGGCCAACAAAGUUUUGCGUAUUCUGGUUACAUGUCUUGAUCCCACUUUGAUACCUAAUACUUGGGACUUAAAAAUAAAAAAUGAUUUCUUUCGUCUACGUUUUGAAGUAGAAGGAUUACAAAGAUCAGCUCCGGCAGAUGUGACAAUGACUGAUCUUCCAAAGCAUGAUGAUGAUGUUGGGGGCAGCGGCAAUGGGCAGAGUGCCCACAAAACAAGUACAGGGAUUACAAAGUCUUCUUCUGUUUUGGCACAUGGCUUGGGGAAGGAACAUAAUGCUCACGAGACCCCUGUGACCAUGCAAACUGAACACGUUGAGAGUACAUUGAGGUAUUCAAGUUCUAGUUUUGCAUCUAUUUCAAUUAGUCCGAUUUAUCUUGAACCGGCUUUUAAUACUGCUGUUUCUCCUAUGUCUAGUGCUGAGCAUGGAGGACGAAAUUUUUUGAGUACCCAUACAGUGCCGAUUUUGAAUGACAAGGCACAUUUGGAGGAGGAAGUACGUCGAUCAUUGCUGCGGGAUCACCAACCGAGGCAUGCAGACCAUGCAAAGGCGACGUCAAUCGCUGAGAUGUCCGGAGCGCAGGCGGGCCAGAAGGCCGUCUUGGCGGCGAUGGCGAGAACCCAGGCGGGCCAUAAGGUAGUUGUGGCCGGGCCGACCGUGGCACCUCCACUGUCGGAGGCUGCUGGGUCGUCUCCGCGGCGGUCUCACUCUGGGCCAGUUUGGCGUGGCUCUCAGGGUAUGCAGGCACAGCCCAACAUGCAUGGUUUUGGCGGUUCCCGAGUGGGGACAGAGGGAAAAAGAAUUUUCACACGAGAAGAGAUUAUAGCUUUUGGAGGCAUUCCAGAACCAAAGGCUUCGGAUGUGCGUGCAAGUGCAAGAAUUGGGGCGCAAGCUACGGCAGAUCAGACGCAAAUGGAGCGGGCUAUGUAUGCUGCUCAGCGUCGAUCCACUCUGGGUACAACAGGUUAUUCUUCGUGCGGCGCAUUGGCUACAACUAUGGGCAUAUCUGCUCCCGUCGGACCAGCGGGAUACUAUGGUUACUGGAUGCAACCGGCUCCUGGAGGUCACUCAGGACUGCUAUUUCCAGGCUACUGGAUGGCGUCACAUUAGCAGGAUUCUAGAUGGAUAGUUUUGGUCUUUUAUUCGUCUGCAGAUGUUUCGAUCCGUUUUGUUUAAGUGAUCUUUGUUUACCAGACAUGUUCUUUGUAAUAAGCACUUGACUUUGACGUUUAUUUUAUUAAUAAAGGGCUGUGUGCAUCGAUUGAUGCAGAGGCCGGGGCCAUGCUCCCAUAUCUAAAAA
Messenger RNA from Lolium perenne, 2854 nucleotides. The record is from RefSeq and is a predicted model, not a curated record. NCBI's taxonomy places the organism in Eukaryota, Viridiplantae, Streptophyta, Magnoliopsida, Poales, Poaceae.